This is a messenger RNA of Branchiostoma belcheri (Belcher's lancelet), 2380 nucleotides long. RefSeq names its product collagen alpha-1(III) chain-like. NCBI's taxonomy places the organism in Eukaryota, Metazoa, Chordata, Leptocardii, Amphioxiformes, Branchiostomatidae. The record is from RefSeq and is a predicted model, not a curated record. Gene Ontology annotation, biological process: protein polyubiquitination; proteasome-mediated ubiquitin-dependent protein catabolic process; negative regulation of translation. Bases 1 to 2298 code for a protein of 765 amino acids. The transcript is spliced from 4 exons. Gene Ontology annotation, molecular function: translation repressor activity; ubiquitin protein ligase activity; protein binding.
AUGGCUGACUCACACGAGGCCCCAGAAUUUAUCGAAGAAACAACUUUUAUUGAAGAUUCCACCAGCCGUGGUUCAGGUCGGUUCUCCGCCGUGCACUAUCGGAAGGUGCCGUCUCCCGUCCCCGGACAAACUCCGGGAAAACCGGCUCGUCUCUGCGGGAAGACUCCGGGAGAUCCGUCUGGUCCGUCCAGGGAGACCUCUGAACUAUCGUUCCGUCGCUCCGGAUUCGGACAGACCACUGGGCUACCGUCCAGUCGCUCCGGACAGACCACUGACCGCGAGAUAUCGCCCCGUCGAUCCGGACAGACCACUGGGCUACCGUCCAGUCAUUCCGGACAGGCCACUGGCCACGAGAUACCGCCCCGUCGAUCCGGAUCGUUAAUGACCACCGAGGUAUCGUCCCGUGGCUCCGGACAGACCACUGACCGCGAGAUAUCGCCCCGUCGAUCCGGACAGACCUCUGGGCUACCGUCCAGUCGCUCUGGACAAGCCACUGACCACGAGACACUGUCCCGUCACUCCGGACAGAGCUUUGGGCUACCGUCCCGUCGCUCCGGACAGACCUCUGGGCUACCGUCCAGUCGCUCUGGACAAGCCACUGACCACUAUCUAUCGCCCCGUCGAUCCGGACAGUUCAAUGACCAUGAGUUGCCGUCCCGUCGCUCCGGACAGGACUCUGGGCUACCGUCCAAUCGUUCCGGACAGGCCACUGGCCACGGGCCACCGUCCCGUCACUCCGGAAAGAAUCCAUCGGGACCCUCCCGACAUGAAGCCGAGGGACAGACCCCGGCAGGGCGGUUUGUUCUCCCGAAAGAGAGGGACGUGAAAAUGGCGGGCGUGUACCGGCACAGGCUGCGGAGGGAAGACCUCAACAAGAUACCGCUCAACCCCAUGUACCGCGCCGAUCUACCGUCAGGGCCUGACGGAAGUGUCGAUGGCCAACAAGAAACAACUCCGAAAGAAGCCGGCGGGCCGUCCCAAGCCGGGGCGACAUCUUCGGGCGGACCGGGAGGUCAAGGUCACGGCGCCGCUCAAGGUCACGGUCCGAGGGCUGGGCUGGCGGCGGCUGGUCCAGCCACGCACACGUACGAGGACGGCGACACGUUCCACCAGGGUCUCGGGAAGCCUCUGGGCCGAGCCGCCGGCCGCGCCCCGCCCGUCCCCUCUACCCCGAGGCCGGGGGGACGAACCGCCGCCGCGCACACGUACGAGAACGGCGACCAGUUUCGGCAGGGGCUCGGACCGCCUCUGAACCGGGACGUCCUUGGCGCACCGCCUAUUCCCUCCACCCCGAGGCCCGGUGGCGGCCCACACGUUCCCGGCGGCCCGCAAGUGCCGGGCGGCCAGCAAGUGCCGCUCAAUCCGUUACAGAACCCGCAAGACAUCCUCCGCCAGCUCCGACCAAACCCGAUGUACAGCUCAAACCACGCCCCGCUGCCGCCGCAAGAAACGUCUGACCAGGGCAGCAAGACCUACGUCAUCCCCUUCGUCGAUGAGUCGGGGCCCGGCAAACUGCGCGCCGUGCGCGGAGUCGCGGUUUCCGCCGACAACAAGAUCUGGGUCGCCGAUCCCUACCAAGCGCGCAUUCAGGUUUACAGCAUGGUCGGCGGCUUUCUGCACGAGUUCCCACAGAAAGCGCCGUCGGGGUACCCAGGAAAGGAGCCAUAUCAGGUGUCCAUCGACAGAGAUGGCCACAUCUGGGUCCUCAUGAAUGGGUACCCUCACAGCCCCAGCACUGUGGUGCAGCUGGACAGGGAAGGUCGUCUCAAAACCAAGUUUGAUCUCCCCGAGGCUGCACCAGGGGUGGCAUUCCAUGGCAUGACCGUGGGCUUCCACGUCUACGUUACCUGGUCCGACGGGUACAAUGGCGGCCUGCAAGCCUUCCGGCCUGACGGUAACCUACUGUGGGAAGUCGGGCAGCAGCCGCAGGUGCCUCGCGCCAGGAUGGCGACGCCGACGCACGUCGCCACUGACGGGAAUGGGAAGAUCUACGUCUCCGACGUCAACACUCACAUCAUCUACAUCUUUGACGAAGACGGAAAGUACACGGGGAGGUUCGGGGGGCCGGGAACGAGCGGCGGCGACCUGAACCGUCCCGAAGGCAUCUGUGUGGACCCUACAUCCGGUCACGUCCUGGUGGCAGACUACUUCAACAAGCGCGUAGUGGUCUACACUAGCCAGGGGAGAUAUGUCCGCCAUAUCACUAUCAAUGGCCACCCGGAUGCCAUCGCAGUGGGUCCUAGUGGGCAGUUGGUUGUGGAUAAGAGCGAUGCCAUCAUUGUGUUCACCCGCUACUGAGUAUGCCGUAGGAAGAUGGCCGUUGCAUGAUUGGAAUUGUUAACUGUAAUCUCCAGGCAGAUCAUACGGUGGCGAGGCGGUA